Molecule: messenger RNA, 504 nt
Organism: Strongylus vulgaris
Lineage: Eukaryota; Metazoa; Nematoda; Chromadorea; Rhabditida; Strongylidae
Source: the annotation of a GenBank genome assembly
AUGAAACAAGCUUUCGAAAGCCUUCCUGAUGCCAUCGGGCCUGAAAGCACCAAGUUCUUCCUAGAUGACUACAUUCUCUACAAAGAAUCUGUUCGUGAAGAACUAGAAACUGAUCCGGAUGCGGACUCACUUGAAUCAUUUUUGAGCUGGAUGGAGUACUCAUUUUGGAAAGGAUUUUUGAAGUUGGGAAAUUCCACCGAUGGUCCAACAGCUGAGAAGUUUAUGUUCUUCACCGGGUAUCAUGGUCACCAGCUAAUAUCAUGGACCGAAAAAGGACAUCUUUUAAAAUCACUACGAGAUCAAGUUGAUCGUUUUGGAAAGCAAUUCAACGCUACAGUGUUUUCCGACGAUGCAUUCUAUAUCGAUCUUCUUGAGGCGAUUCCAACAAUAACAUGGCAAUCGGGCUUGGCAACCUUUACCUGUGUUAUUUUCGUCUGUGCUAUGUUUAUCAACCAAUUUGCGACAGUUGUCUUCGUGUCGUCGGCAAUUCUAGCCACAUGUAUC